CGGGAAACGUUUUUCUUCUGUUUCAGCUGAUAGCCUGGAUUGUGAGCGAUUAAAGAAAAAGUCUGGCGUGAUGACAACAGUCGAGGGGGGAGUCAAGUCGGAAAGGCUGAGCCCUUCGAGCUCCGGCGGCCCCGCCUGCGACACGGGCUCCUCCAGGUCGGGGACGCCGUCGUCGUCCUGCACUCCUCCUCGUCAGGGAGGGAGCCCCAGCCAGGCUUUGCCGAUAUCAAGGAAUUACAGCGAUUUCAUGCGGUCCCUUGCCGCAAAGUACAACAACAACAACUCUUCCCCGAAUGACUUUCUUAGCGGAAGGAACGGUUUCUCCUCUCUGAAACCUGGGACGUCUCCGCCUUUUCCCGGCCUCCUGCCACCCCCUUCAGCUAGUCCUGCGACGGAAAAAGACGUCAAGAGCGAAGGUCAGGGGAUGCUCAGCUUCCUCCCCGUCCCGCCCGUCCUGCCUCCAGUCAUAGAUCUUAACGCGACGCAGGCCCUCCUCAACAUGGUCAGGACGCAUCAGCAGGGCCAUCAGUUGGAGAGUUACCUGAAAGGAGCGACGAAGAGGGACGCGGGCAACACGCCUCUGGACCUGAGCGCGUCUGCCAAGCCGCCGAAGAAGCAGAAGCGCAGCCUCUCCGAGUCGCUGUACGGCGCGGACGUCCUUCCGCUUCUCAGGGCGAGCAAAAGAGGGGCCGGGGCGAGCAUCGGGCAGGCGAGGAAGCUGGCUGCGAAAGCUGCCUGCGCCUCUGCCUGCCAGGAGAAACCGUGUACGCCCGAUAGCCAGACAGUAAGCCACUGGUCGGUAGAAGACGUCGCGGGGUUCGUCGCUUCGGUCGAAAUGUGUGCCGAAUAUGCUCAAAAUUUCCGGGACCAAAGGAUAGACGGAUCCGCUUUGGCUCUUUUGACCGAGGAGCACCUGACCACCACUCUGAGCAUGAAGCUCGGCCCUGCGCUCAAGCUGCGCUCGAUCCUCUCGUCCAAGCUGGGCCAGUGCCCGCUCUGCAUGCACUGCACGCACUGUCACACCUCCGGGGAAAAGUGACCCCCGCCUCUCACGGACAAUCUGUACAUUCGUGUAAAUACGUGUACAUUACCUCAGUGCCUUUCAGCAACGAACUGUUAUUUAGGAAUGUGAAUUAAUUGGAUUCGAUGGAGACAACAAAAAAACACAGUAUUCUAUUUUUAUACGCUUCGCCACUGAAGUGAUAUUUUUAACACUUUGUAAAUAUUUUUAUCUUGACUGUAUUAUAGACAAAUUAUAAUGAAUUAAAAUUAUUAUAUAUUUAA
Molecule: messenger RNA, 1284 nt
Organism: Cimex lectularius (bed bug)
Lineage: Eukaryota; Metazoa; Arthropoda; Insecta; Hemiptera; Cimicidae
Gene: Samuel
Exons: 4
Coding region: 71-1039 (322 amino acids)
Cellular component (GO): PRC1 complex
Molecular function (GO): protein binding
Source: RefSeq, a predicted model, not a curated record